GCCACAUCCCUUACCCAUGCGGGGAUAACAAAAACCGGGUUUUGGGCACGAGAAUGCACGAUAGUGGGUCUUCUUCCUUAUCGUCUGCUUUCAUGCGGUGAAAGAGAUGCCUGACAGUAAACUCAAUGGGGAUGUUGAUGGAUGGGAAGGACUGGGGUGACACCUGCCUCGACCGUGCUGGUCGGCCGCCUUCUCCACCAGCUUAUCUUCUCCACUUUUGCACAACUCUGCAAGAUUCCGUGCACCAGGAUCUCCAGAUGUCUUUGUGAAACACACUUCUGCCUUUCAAUCGUUGAUUUCAAAAGAUCGCUGAGUCAUGAGAAGGGUCUCGGCUCCACAAUUACAUCGGUCGGCAGCUAGGGAUAUAUCUCAUCUGCACUUAGCAAAGCACCUAGUCAACUGUCAACGGAGCGCAAACCAAUCAUUCAACAGCUUGAGACAAUGGCCCUAGCCUGUCACCCUACUCAUUGGCUUAUCUCCAUUUAGACUCGCGGAAUGGCGACAUCGUGGCUUAACGAACGCUUCUAAACCGACCUAUAACAGUGUAACCAGUC
This is a messenger RNA of Aspergillus vadensis CBS 113365, 554 nucleotides long. RefSeq lists its product as uncharacterized. Lineage: Eukaryota; Fungi; Ascomycota; Eurotiomycetes; Eurotiales; Aspergillaceae. The coding region runs from base 142 to 360 and encodes 72 amino acids. The transcript has a single exon. The record is from RefSeq and is a predicted model, not a curated record.